ACUAGUUUGUUCCUGCUCGUAGCAAACUAGUGAGGGAGGAAACACCGGUAACUUCACAAAGAUGGGUUCAAGAUAUAUUAUAUUGCAAAUGACGCUUUGGGGACACGCACACAGACCACUUCAGUAACUCUGCAUUGACUGUUUUUUUUUCUCAAUGAGUUCCAGGAAGCGUAAAAGGUACUCCAGGGACAUAAAGUGCGUUUUCUUUCCCGAUGAUAUCCAAAAUGCUCUCCCGAAAGUGGGCAGGGAGCCCUCUUCGCUCUCUUCCCUGUCAUCCGCUAAGAGCUGGGAGAAGUGUGGAGACAGUUUUUUGGAUAGUCCGGUGACAAAGAUCAUUCCGUCAUCAGGAAGAAAACUAUCUGCUCUAAAGAAGCUGAAACAGUUGUCUGCUGCAGUUCAGAGCAGUUCCCCUCACCGUGAGGAGGACCCAGUGAACAUUGCGUGGAGCUCCAGUGACUCUGAGCAACCUGAUGAUGAGACCCAGGAGCAGCAUCCAUCCAGAGUUACUGCACAGAGGCAGCAGCAGUGUAACAGUCGAGGGAGACCCACAGCUUCCACUCAGUCUUACAGCAGAGCACUGCUCAUGCUCAGCACUGAUAAAGAUGACCUUCCUGUUAUUGACACAGACAGCGAUCUGGGUGAUGAGUCUCAGGAAGAUGUUGAAAAGCACAGUGGGCAACAAAUCUCAGACUGUGACUCCUCUGAAGAGAAGCCAAAUGACUUCCCUUAUAAAACUGAAGAUGUUAAAGAGCUUGAGAUCUCAGGGUAUGUGUCUGAUGGAGAGGAUAUUGGCAGCCCAGUGACUUCAAGCAGACUGGACUCUGAGAUCUUUCCUCUUCAAACUGGUGAGGGCAGCAAAAAGUCAAUCAGCAACUGGGUGAGAUCUGCUCAGGCGAUGCUGCAAACGCCCCAGAAACCAGUCAAUAGACAACCCAAGACUCCAGAAGACUCUGCCAAAAAGAGAAGAAAGUUUCAAAGUGGAGGUCUGGCAGAAAGGCUGAAUCGACUUCAGUGCAGGCAGAGGUCAGCUAUCAGCUUCUGGAAGCACCAGUCCGUCUCUGAUUCCUCGGCAGCAACAACCACAACAGUGGACAGGGCUGGCGUGCUGGUGCUUGAGGUGCUGGAGGUUCAUGAGGAGUGCAGCAUGCAGUUGGCGCACUGCAAGCACCACCAACCCCCCGGAGACGGCCACCAACACAUUAACCCGGUCUCUGAGGAGAGCGCUCGUAUGUUGGUGUUAUUCAACAGAGAGACAGCUGCACAGCUGAUUCCUGCACCCAGUGACAUCAUCCACAUAUAUCCACCAUGGCAGAGCCUUUCUGUUGAGGGCUUCAGCUGUCCUAUUAUUCUCAACACACACUUCAGCAAGAAGGUCUUCUGUGCUUCUAAAGCGGCCAAUGCGUCUAUUCCUAGAGGCCCAGUUUUUGCAGAAAGGCGCAUGCCGUAUUAUUUGGGAAAAACAUUCGGAGUGCUGGAUGCAUGCAGGACCACAGGGGAGAGCAAUGUGAAGCAGGUUGCUCAGUGCAGUUUGGGGCCUUCUGGAGUUUUGACAAGACACUGCGUCUCUCUCCUGGAAGCUAUCGAAGGUCUCGGCCAGGCUGGCUCUGUGGAACAAGAUGUAGAGGUGGUUGUGCAGAGAGUUUACUCCAUCCCCAUUGCUGACUGCUCUCCUGUGUCCAUCCUCAAACCAAGACUUCCCCUCAGGUCCUCCACAGCUCCUCCUGCAGAGAAAGGCAAAACAAGGUUGUGUGUGCUCGUCCAGGACAGCUACGGGAUGUUCAGUGUGGUCCAGCUGCACCUCCUGCCCUGUGAGGAUGACCUCAGCCGGUACUGCCAGAUGUGGCAGGGCAAGACCUGCAUGCUGAGAGGCAUUAAAGUGGUACAGCGGGUCACACGAGAAAGGAGCUCCAGGCUUUUCAGCUUGAUAGACAGCCUGUGGCCCCCAGCGAUGCCUCUCAAGGAUCAUGGAGACUCACUUAGUAUGCCAAGUGAAAGCCGACCUUUGGCUCCAGCUCCGAGUUUCUGCUACCUGCUGUCAGGCCAGGAGAGCUCAGUGGAGCCCACCGAGGAUCAGACUGCUUCCCUGCUUUACCUUCACCCUGCACAACGUACCUUACGAGACAUACUGCAGAGCGAGACGAAAACCUGCCGCUGCACUUUUAUUGCCACUGUUUUAUACAAGAGAAUGCAGAACACUGAUGUAGGCCAGGGUGAGGUUUGGUUGGUGCUCACCGACCCGAGUCUACAGGAGGAGCAGUCAGAGAGGCCGUGCAGGCGCACUGUGCCUCUGUGUGUGAACACUUCCUGUGUGCUCACUUCCUCCGUCCUCAAAACACUAAAUUCUCCUGCUGUCUGUCGCCUGUCAUUCAGAGAUGCCAUCAAAGAACACGGUGUCCUUCUCUGUGCAGAGCAGUCAGUUAUUCAGGUGUGCUCUGAUGGUUGCCUCGAGUCCACAAACAGGCCAGAAUUACUUUUACCUGAGCCCCAGGCGAAGACCCUGCCCCAGCCUGCGAGACUGGAUCCACUGAGUCUGGAGACCACACCCAACUCCCUCUGCACUCUCACAGGCGUGGUUGUCGGUGUGGAUGAGAGCACGGCGUACUCGUGGCCUGCCUGUAAUCUUUGUGGAAGUGACAACUUAGAGCUUUCAGCUGAAAGGCCUCAGAAGUUCCACUGUGUUUCUUGUAAGUCUGCCGUGGAUAAGCCGCACACAAAGAUUCAGCUGGAAGUCUUCCUGACUUCUUCUUCAUUAAGUAACUGCACCAUGAAGGUGAAGCUGCAGCAGAGGACGAUCAUGACCAUCCUGAAUGCUGCAGAGCUGGAAGGGGGUGAGUUCCCAGGAUACGAUGUGGAGGCCGUGUUGGGAAAAGAGGUGGGCCCCAUCCCCGUUUACGUCCGAGUCAUCACUAGGAAGCCUGCCCUGUGGAUGGGCCUGGAAGAAAUCUGCCUCUGAGGCUGUCAGGGCAAGGAACUAAUGAGAUCAAUCCUCAGGCUUCAGCUGGCUCCAAGGAUCUGCACGCUGGGCCUCGGUCCGAGCCAACUUAUCCUCCUCCCUCCCUCUCUCCCUCUGAAGGCCUCCCCUGACAGCUUGAGGCUCUGCUGAAGGGAACAGGCUGUGAAGAGACAAGGUCCUGUUUGUGUUAAUGAUAUGUGAUCUAACCAGCCAGGGGUUGACAGCCCAAGGGUAGAGCAGUGGCAUGCAGGCUGUCAAGAGGAGCCCACGUGGGUUCCUUAACUUCAGAUUUCUGGCUUUAAAUGUUUAUUUUAAAAAAAACAAAAAAACUUUUUCAUCCUUUCUGUGUCUGUGUUUAAGAUUAACUCACUUUGUGUCAAUAAAAGGCUCAUUUUUGCUGACCUUA
Messenger RNA from Pelmatolapia mariae (spotted tilapia), 3359 nucleotides. RefSeq names its product scaffold protein involved in DNA repair (gene spidr). Bases 155 to 2953 code for a protein of 932 amino acids. The transcript is spliced from 20 exons. Gene Ontology annotation, cellular component: nucleoplasm; nuclear chromosome. Lineage: Eukaryota; Metazoa; Chordata; Actinopteri; Cichliformes; Cichlidae. Gene Ontology annotation, biological process: regulation of establishment of protein localization to chromosome; double-strand break repair via homologous recombination. The record is from RefSeq and is a predicted model, not a curated record.